AUGCUGAUCGUUAUUGUAGGAGUGUUUGCCACACUAUGGUUACCUUACCGAGCCAUGGUCGUGUACAACUCGUUCUCGAAACAACAAUACCUAGAUAUCUGGUUUUUGCUAUUCUGUCGUGUCAUGAUCUACAUUAACAGUGCAAUCAACCCAAUCCUCUACAACGCCAUGUCCGUCAAGUUUCGCCGAGCGUUCCAGAAGGUCCUCUGCUGCGGCAUACAUAAUGUGAAACAGCAGACUGAGGUAUACAGCGAUGGGGUGUGCUAUGAAAGGACGACUAUGGCUAUGAACAGAAAUCCGCACCAGGAAAACACAUAUCUCAUGCUGCCUAACAAACACCUCUCCAAGUCCUCUGAAUCCGUCAAUAACAGUCGAGAUUCCACCGAGAAGAUAUCUGUAUAACACGUGAUUAACACGUGUCAACUCUCAGGUUAACUUUCAACUUCCGGUUCCAUAAUCACGUGAUAUUCCAAAGGCAAUUCUGAACAUCCGGUUGUUAGGAAUCUUCUAGAAUGUCUCCGGGAAACUAGCCCUGGCAAAACGUUAUCUCCCUCCCAGUCUGAACUCAAAACAGCUUUUAAUGUUAUAGAAUUGGGCGAUGCCCUGGAGUAUCCUACUGUUUUCACGCUUUAGACAUCAUGCAUCAUAGCAAUAUCAGUAAUAGUUGAUAUGUGUGCCAGUUCAACAGUAUUUCCUUAUCAUUGUGGUUAUAUUAGCACGUGUGCAUUCGUUAUCUCGAAGUCUGAUAACUCCGACAGUGUGAAUUACAUUAUGAAAUAUACUCGGUUAUCUCGAAGUCUGAUAACCCCGACAGUGUGAAUUACAUUAUGAAAUAUACUCGGUUAUCUCGAACUAUGAUAACUCCGACAGUGUGAAUUACUUAUUUAAUAUAAUCGUUUAUCUCGAAUACUCGAGAUAUAUCGACCCCACUAACUUCGCUAUAACGAGGUUUUUCUAUACACAACAUGUACUCUGUUAACUGAAGCGACAACUGGAAAGUGUAUAAUGCUAUAUAUUAGGGAGGUACAUCGUACGUGACAGUCAAAACUAUUUUUGUAUAUCUUGUAGAUACAAUAGUCUUCUUUAAACAAUAACAUUUACAGAUAUUUAUCAUUUUUUUCGUAUACCUGCGUCAAUGGAUUAUACCACAAACCUGUU
This is a messenger RNA of Pecten maximus, 1158 nucleotides long. Its product is annotated as thyrotropin-releasing hormone receptor-like. Gene Ontology annotation, molecular function: thyrotropin-releasing hormone receptor activity. Gene Ontology annotation, cellular component: membrane. The record is from RefSeq and is a predicted model, not a curated record. The transcript has 2 exons. Gene Ontology annotation, biological process: G protein-coupled receptor signaling pathway. The coding region runs from base 1 to 402 and encodes 133 amino acids. NCBI's taxonomy places the organism in Eukaryota, Metazoa, Mollusca, Bivalvia, Pectinida, Pectinidae.